This is a messenger RNA of Orbilia oligospora ATCC 24927, 915 nucleotides long. RefSeq lists its product as uncharacterized. Lineage: Eukaryota; Fungi; Ascomycota; Orbiliomycetes; Orbiliales; Orbiliaceae. The transcript is spliced from 5 exons. The record is from RefSeq and is a predicted model, not a curated record. Bases 1 to 915 code for a protein of 304 amino acids.
AUGACUGCCCCAACAAAGAAUAUUUUCACCCACCAAAACAGUGAUCUCUCCAAUUGUUGUGUCAAUCCGCUGCUUUUGGACCUUUCAAGCCACUUUUAUCAGAGAGAAAAUAAAAACCCGUCACCUCGUGGUAGUUCUUCCGAGGAUCCAGAAUACAGGGCCAUUCAGGAUCACACGGAGAAUGACGACAUUGGAGGACUAGUUAACUCUAGUUCAUCUCUCCAAAACCAUGAGCUGUUCCCAAACUUUGUAACUGAGGCUUCCGCCGGGCCCAGUUUCCCCGCACAAUUUUGUUUUACCGAUGAAUUAUCUACACCAUGUAGCAGUCUCUUUAGUUCUGAGGUUAUCUCUGGACAUGAGGGGGCUUCUACAGAAAUCUUAAGAAGGUCUAACUCGAAUUAUGACCACGUCGAUGAGUACUGGUACGCAUUUGAGCGUUCAUCGCCGAUUCCUAACCUCCAGGAUCCACCGGGUCCUGCGCUAUCCGACAGUGAAAGUUCCUCAAGCUCUAGUGAUGGCUCUACUCCAAAAUCAGAUUCUGGUUUAAACACCGAAUCCACAACUCCUGCAAGCUCCCCAGUGGCAUCAAGAACCGACCUCUCUCCUAGACAUGAGACACUUGAUACCCCUGCAAACUCUCCCGUGGAAUCAGGAGCCGAUCUCCCUCCUAGAGAUGAGACGCUCGCUACCCCAGAUGAUAGCCCUUAUAUCCCCUCGAACUUAACUCAAUAUGCCUUGGAACAAUACAAGGCUGCCAAAAACCCGACUACCAAUACCCCGGAAUAUAAAUUCAGAGAGACCGCCCGACGAAAUCCACCGCCCGAAGGCCGAGAGAUCCGCCACACGAAUGUCCCAAAUGUGAAAUACCAUACCACCAUGCCCGGGAUUUCAUGGCACACUUCUAUUCCUGUGUAG